AAUCCAUCUACUACUAAAAUAAACGUCUCCGUUUUAUGCACGUGUUGUGCGCGCUCUCUGGCCGGCAAGUGUUUACAUUCUUUUUCUGUGGUUUUGUUCUUGUGAUUGUUGACUGAAGAUGUCCUAUCGUGGCUGGGAUAGUGGGGCAGGAUCCCGAGGAAAUCAUCAAAAUUUCCGCGGUAGUGGAAAAACACGUGGUGGCCGUGGAAGAGGUAGAGGUCGUGGCGGUGGUAGAAAUAAUUUUCAGAAAUUUGUUGACGUUGAAUCGAGAGAAAAAGAACAGAAUUGGGGAAAACAAUCAUGGGGAUAUGACAGCAACUAUAAUAAUACUCAAAACAGUUUUGAAACACGCAAAAGUGGUUUUGGUGGAACAUCCUAUUUGUACAAUAAGGACAAUGAUUUGCCAAAUAAUAACAACAAUAACAAUCCUUCAAGUUAUGAACAACCCACGAUGGCUAAUGAUAGUUCAAGAAAUGGACAAAGGGCACAACAACAGCAAAUGGAUAGCAACACAAAUUCGUGGAACAAUUCAUCGACACCUAUUUCCGCAAAAAAUGAUUCUUCAACAAAUUCAAAUGCUGUGACCAAACCCAUCGAAAGCGAGCCAAAUACCGCAGAGACCAAUAAACUAUUGGUAAAUAUAAAAAAAGAAAAAAUUAAGACAGAAAGAAAGUCGUCCAGCAGUUCGUCUUCAUCAUCAAGUGACUCGACGUCAUCGGAUGAGGAAGUAGCGCCAAAAAAUACUGCUGCCACACAAAAAGCUAAUGUAUCAUCUAAUGCUACUCCAGCAAGUCCUUUGAAUAUAAGACUAAAACCAACGGCAACAUUACUCGUUUCCCCAGCCGUGAAGAAUAAUAAAAAGACGGCGCCGUCUUCUUCGUCCUCGUCUUCUUCAUCGUCAGAAGAUGAGGAUACAGCUGCAAAUCCACAACCUCUUAAACGUCCUCCACCAAUUCCGCAGCCCGUUCAAAAUGACCCAAAGAAGAGUGGAAAAAAAUCGGAAAAAUCAAAAAAGAAAAAGAGCAAACAUUCGGAAGAAGAAGUAGUUUGUAUUGGGAAGUUGGAAAAUAAAGUAACUUUAGAUGAUGACGACGACGAUGAUGAUGAUGAACAGGAAGCUAUGAUCAAUGAAAGCAACGAUGAUGCUGCGGCAGCAGAUGUAUCAAGCAAUGUUUCAAAAUCUAAGAAGAAAUCAAAGAAAUCAUCAAAGUCUGGAAAAGAACAAUGUAUGCUAUGUGACAAAAAGGGACAUACAUCGUUUCAAUGUCAAAUGAUAUGUAAAAACUGCUCUGCCCCAUAUCACGGCUAUAGAACAUGCCCACACCCAGCUAAUCUGAAUGUAAUGAUGCAGCUUUAUUUAGAAUUUUGUAUGCAACAAUUGCAGCAUUUCCAACCUGAAGUAGAAUUUCAACAGUGGUUAGCUAAUACAACCAGCACGAGAGACACUAACGUUCCACAACCCCUGGUGGGUUCGCCAACUCCAACAACCAGUAAAAAUAAAAUGGGAAAACGUAAAAAUCCAACAAAAUACAAGGAAUUAAAUAUUAACAUUCCAAAGAAAAAACGUAAACUAUCCGUGACGAAAAAAUAUGAAAACAAUGAUGAUGAAUCAGAUAGUUCGUCUGAUUCAGAUGAAGAUAGUACAUCUACGGACAGUGAUAGCUCGUCGGAAGGUUUUCAGCAACAGCCGUCAACGAGUGCAAACGGCAGUAAUAAAAGAUUUAAAAAUAAAUCUUCUAAAUUAUCUGCCUUAAACGUGAGCAAUUUCCUGCCAAACAAUCCAGUUAGUUUUCCAUUAGCACUGAAUACUGGAAUACCUAACCUCCCCAAUGUUACAAAUCAACAUUUAAAUAAUUUGCUUUUAUCGCAAAUGUUUCAAAAUGCCAUUGGUACCAUGACCAAGAAAAAACGUAACUAGAUUAUAAGAUUUUACUUGUUAAAUAAUGUAAAUAAAUCAUGUUUGUAUUUUUAAUAAAAAUUAAUUUU
Messenger RNA from Musca domestica (house fly), 1986 nucleotides. RefSeq names its product protein mushroom body miniature. The record is from RefSeq and is a predicted model, not a curated record. Lineage: Eukaryota; Metazoa; Arthropoda; Insecta; Diptera; Muscidae. Gene Ontology annotation, molecular function: nucleic acid binding; zinc ion binding. The transcript is spliced from 2 exons. Bases 119 to 1918 code for a protein of 599 amino acids.